Eurytemora carolleeae is the source of this 1091-nucleotide messenger RNA. RefSeq lists its product as uncharacterized. The record is from RefSeq and is a predicted model, not a curated record. Lineage: Eukaryota; Metazoa; Arthropoda; Copepoda; Calanoida; Temoridae.
ACUGUUCUAAAGAAGAUGGAGGCCUUAGGGACAAAAGCUGAAGAGAGAAAAGCAGAGAGAAGGAAAAUUCUUAAAAGAAUGUUUGGAGAAAUGGCUUUAGUUCUAGACAACCAGGAUUCAGAAACUGUAAACUCGGUCCGCUACUCUGUUCACCAAAAUCGACUAGAAGUCAGAAAAGAAGCAGUUCAGCUGUUGUCUGAUAUUAAGGGAAGCAGUUCUGUGAAUGAAUUUGAUGACUACCUAAUGAAGUUCAAUGAAACUAUAAAUAAGAUGGCAUAUUUGAGUGAUGUACUAGAUUUGGAGAUUGCUGAUAAUACUGAGGAUUUCCGAAAUCUGUCUGAAGACUACAUUUUUGUGAAGUCCAAGAAUGUUGAUCCUAAGAGCUUCAAGAUGUAUAUAAACACUGUGCUUGAAAAUAAGAUGAAGGCCGUUAUUCUUGCACCCGCCUCAGCAAAUUUUAGAAGUCAUUUUGUGCUAUCCUCCCUUCAUAUAAGUUACUAUGCUCUACACACUGAUCGUAAAAGAGCUUUUGAGUUCCCAAUAUUCAGUGGGUAUCUUGAAUUUCUUUUGAUGACUGGUAAAGCAGAGUUGACCUCUGAUACUAAAGCUGAGAUAAAAUUGUCUCCAUCACCGACAAGGUUGGGAAUGGUGGAGGUAAAAUUUCUCGGGACAAAGAUUAAAGAUGGUGGAAAGAAGUCAUUCUCAGAGGUCUUUACUCCAACAGGAGCUGUACCAUUAACAAGCUUUCUCAUGGACGUAUCAUGGAAUCAAACCUUGUCCAAGUUGGAUGAAUCUAGGAUGGUAGAAGUAUCUUGCGUUGACUCCCGUAUUUUUGAUGAAACUACCACUGUUCCAUGUGACCUUGUGUUGACCUGUGAAAAGUGUGCAGAUGAAUCUUGUGCAAACUAUGAAUCUUAUAUGGACCAGCAAAGUAUUUUGGAGAAAAGUUACAGAGAAAAACAGCAGGCUGAUUCUUCUGCACAUGAAGAAUCAAUAUGGCGUUUUGAUGAAUCAUCAACUGGGCAUGGUGUGGAAAAUGAAGCUGAGGUUUCAUUAUGGGAAAUUGAACAAGAGGAUCCAUCCAAAUUUAG